Thalassophryne amazonica is the source of this 459-nucleotide messenger RNA. RefSeq names its product protein brambleberry-like. Lineage: Eukaryota; Metazoa; Chordata; Actinopteri; Batrachoidiformes; Batrachoididae. The record is from RefSeq and is a predicted model, not a curated record. The transcript has 5 exons. The coding region runs from base 1 to 459 and encodes 152 amino acids.
AUGGAUAGUUCACUGAAGGCCAAUUUGGAGCACCUGGGCCAGGAGAAGGCCCUCAUUGCCUCUGGACAGCAGCUGGUAGGAGAGCUCAUUCAGGACAUCACAAAGAAAAUGGAAAAUGUGAGUGAGCAUCUACAGAUCCACAGCUCGGAGGUGCAGGACAGCCACAGCGCCAUCGUCAAAGACCUCGCUGACGUCCGACACCAAGCUCAGGACAUCUACCAGAGAAUUGACCACAGCAUGUCCGAGUUCCUGCAGUACCAAGACCAGACCAUGCAGUACUGUGCUGACCUGAUGAGGAAGCUGGAGCGCAUGAACAGCACGCUGGGAGUUGCGUUACUGUCAGCGUUAGGCGGAGCCCUCAUCAUGUCCAGCAAGUAUGAAGAAUCUAUGAUGAAGUAUGUGGGCGUGACAGCUGUUCGAAGUGAAACGGCGGGCUCUGAAACGCGCGCCAAAGUUUGA